This is a messenger RNA of Nicrophorus vespilloides, 2182 nucleotides long. Its product is annotated as U3 small nucleolar ribonucleoprotein protein MPP10. NCBI's taxonomy places the organism in Eukaryota, Metazoa, Arthropoda, Insecta, Coleoptera, Silphidae. The coding region runs from base 308 to 2164 and encodes 618 amino acids. Gene Ontology annotation, cellular component: sno(s)RNA-containing ribonucleoprotein complex; small-subunit processome; Mpp10 complex. Gene Ontology annotation, biological process: rRNA processing. The transcript has 4 exons. The record is from RefSeq and is a predicted model, not a curated record.
AAACAUUUAUAAACUGAUUAUAUAUGUAUUUUUUUACAAUCAUUUUAUUUAGUCAUUACCCGGAAUGAAUUUCGAGUAACGAACUAGCAACCAUCAGCCACCAUUGUAUCUAUUAGCAUCUGUUAGCAUCUACUAAUAUCUACUUUUGUAACUCUGGUGUAUUGCAUCAUUUGCCGAUGGUAACCCUGUCAAAUAUUAUAUACUUUUUUGUUAUGUUGGUACUCUUUACCACUCGUUACCAGUAAAAAUAUAACCUAUAUUAGUGACAUUACUCUCACACAUGUUGAUGUUUUAAAAAUAAAUAACUAUGGGUGAAAAGAAUAAUUUCGGUAAGGCACUCCAAGAUUUUCAAAAGUAUACCAAAGCGGAAUCGUUUAUCAGUGGGGAUAAUGCACAUAAAGAAGGUAUUAAAUGCCUUCUGAAGCAUGGAUAUGACUUCACUAAAUCUGAAGAAACAAGAAAAUUGAAAUCAGAUGCUUUACCUGAACUAAUAGUUAACAAUUUUGAUUUGGAACAGAUAUGGCAGCAGCUUGAGUUGCAAAAUGACAAAUUGUUGCAUGUUUCCAUAAAGUCUGUGAGUAAAUUAGUUGUAGGUAAGAAUAAAUUGAUUUUUAAUGAGAUCAAAGAAGAUGAAACUACGAUUGAUGAGAAAAAUAUUGCUGAAGAAAAAGAAGACAGUGAAAAUGAUGAUAGCAGUGAAGAUGAUGAUGAUAGACCAUUAAAUUUGGAUCCUGAUGAGAGUGACUUAUCAAUGGAUUCUGAAGGUUUAGCAGAUGAAGAAGAAACAGUCAAAAAAGUCAAGCCAGGCAAGAUAUCAGCAGUUGACGAUCAGUUCUUUAAGUUAUCAGAAAUGGAAGCAUUUCUGGAGAAUGAAGAAAAAAAACUUAAUGAUGCAGAACCAGAUUCAGGAAAUGAUUCUGAAGAGGAAAACAUGGAUGAUGAUGAAGUUGAUGAUGAAUAUUUCUAUAAUGAUGAUAUUGAGAGUAAGGACAAGGAGAGAGGAGAAAAGUUAAAUCCAAAGUAUAAAGAUUUCUUCUGUGAAGAUGAGGAUUCUGGUAGUAAAAAGAAAGCAAAGAGAAAUAAGUUUUUUGAAGAACUUGAAAAUGAUGGUGUUGAAAAUAAGGAAGGUGAUGAUGAUGAAGAAGAUGAUGAUGAACUAAUGAAGGAACCAGUGGCUCCUGCAAAAUCUGCUUAUGAAUUAAGAGCAGAAAGGUUAAAGAGGAAGAUAGGUUACUUAGAGGAAGCAGCAGUGGGUGAAAAACCUUGGCAAUUGAAGGGCGAAAUUACAGCAGAAUCAAGACCACAAAAUUCUUUGUUGGAAGAAGUAGUGGAUUUUGAUUUAUUAACAAGACCUGCGCCAAUCAUUACUGAACAAACUUCUUUACAACUGGAGGAUGUAAUUAAGCAGAGAAUAAAGGAUAAAGUUUUCGACAGCGUUGUUAGGAAAGAGAAGCCUGUUGAAACCGCUUUGGAGUACAAAAAGAAGUUAGUAUUAAAUCAGGAAAAGAGCAAAGAAUCAUUAGCACAAAUAUACGAGAAUGAAUUCAUUCAACAACGGGAAGCUCAGAAUACCGAGGAAAAAGAGGUUGAGGAAGAGGAGCCGGAAUUACACAAAAACAUAAGGAAGAAAAUGGAUACGCUAUUCUCAAAAUUGGAUGCCUUAUCCAAUUUCUAUUUCACACCAAAACCGGCUGUUCCCGAGCUUAAGAUUGUCAGCAAUGUUCCAGCAAUUGAAAUGGAGGAAGUUGCACCAGUCGCUACAAGCGAUGCAACGCUUUUGGCACCAGAAGAAGUUAAACGGAAAUCUAAGGGAGAUGCUAUUGGAAAGAGUGAAAGAACAGAGACGGACAAGAACCGUGAAAGAAGGAAUAAGAAGUUGAAACAGAAACAUCAUGCGAUACUCAAUGAGAAGAAGGCGGCUGCUGUUAACAAAUUAGGUUUAGGUAAUAAGUACAGUAAAGAAAAGGCGAAGAAGAUGUUGGAGCAAGUCACCAAGCAUAAUAACGUUGAUAAGAUGGACGAAUCUGUCGGUUCCAAGAGCGUGAAAUCUUCCACAGCCUUCUUUACACAAUUACAGGAGGAGGUUAAAUCGCAGAUCAAGAGCAAAGUGAAAGAAAACAAAAGCAAAGAUAAUGUGUUAGACGCAAAGAAAUUUAAGUUAUAAAUUUUGUAUCUAUGUUAU